This is a messenger RNA of Gregarina niphandrodes, 1359 nucleotides long. RefSeq names its product major facilitator family transporter. Bases 1 to 1359 code for a protein of 452 amino acids. The record is from RefSeq and is a predicted model, not a curated record. Lineage: Eukaryota; Apicomplexa; Conoidasida; Eugregarinorida; Gregarinidae. The transcript has a single exon.
AUGAAGAAGAAUGACGCAUUUGUUCAAAUUCUAAUUGUCGGUUUUAUCUCGUUCUGUUGCCCAGGCAUAUUUAACGCCAUGCAAGGUCUCGGUGGAGCUGGCGGCAAGAACCCAGAUGCAGGUAAUGCGGCCAAUACGGCGCUGUAUGCUACGUUUGCUGUGUGCGGAUAUUUUGGAGGCCCAGUGUUCAACGCGUUGGGAAACCGUUGGUGUAUGUGCCUAGGAGGUCUGUGUUACGCAAUUUACUCUGUGUGUAUGUAUAUUGUUGGUAACGUUGACAACACGGCUUGGGUUGCUCCGUUGGGUGGUGCUAUCCUUGGCGCAGGUGCCGGGAUUUUCUGGACUGCACAAGGAGGCAUGAUGCUUGCCUACUCUACACCUGAUAAUAAGGGCUGGUACAUUUCCGUGUUCUGGAUUAUCUUCAACCUUGGUGGUGUGGCUGGUGGUUUGAUAGCAUUUGGUAUUAACUUCCAUGAGGAGUCCGGUCAAGCUAACCCAGCUCUCUACUUUACGUUCAUAGGUUUGAUGUGUGUGGGUGCUUUAAGUUCAUUGAUUUUACUUGCCAACCCUCGGAAGGUUAUCAAGGAGGAUGGCAGUGCUGUGGAAGUAACUCCUGCUGGCUCUGCUAUUGAAGACAUCAAGGGUGCUUUACUGGUGGCUACGAACCUGGACAUGCUUCUGCUGUUUUGCACGUUCCUUUCAUCCAAUUGGUUCUAUACUUAUCAGCUUAACUACCUUAAUGCUUUCUUGUUCAACAUCCGCACUCGUGGACUGAACAGCACUCUGUACUGGGCGAUUCAGAUGGCUGGAGCUUACGUGGUGGGCAAGAUCCUGGACAGUGUCAAACACCGAGCUAAGACGAAUGCGCGCAACUCGUACUUCCUAGUGCAGUUCGCAAUGAUCGCUUUCUGGGCCGGUUCAAUUGCCAUUCAAUACGGCUUCGAAGGCGGGUAUGACAAGGACCGAGUCAUUACAGAGUCUGUUGACAUGUCCCAGUCUAAGAGAGCCACCGGCAUCAUCAUCCUGUUUAUUAUUUCCGGUUUUGCUGACUCCGUUCUACAAGCAUUCUCCUACUGGAUGAUCGGCGGCGUGGCUCGCGGUGAUACCACCCUCACUGCCCGAUACACUGGCUAUUAUAAAGGCCUUCAGUCCGCCGGCGCUGCCGUGGCCUGGGGUCUUGACCUUAAGGUCAAUUACCGCAUCCAAAUGUGGAUCGCCAUUGGCAUUUGGGCACUGGCCGCACUUACCUGCUACCCUGCCGUCAACCGCGUUGCGGACGCCGAGCACGCACCAAAGGUUGAAGCUGCAGAUCUUGAGGCUGCAGUGGAGGACGUGCCACGAAGCGGAAUAUCCGCUUAA